This is a messenger RNA of Quercus lobata, 2489 nucleotides long. RefSeq names its product protein ACCELERATED CELL DEATH 6-like. Gene Ontology annotation, molecular function: protein binding. NCBI's taxonomy places the organism in Eukaryota, Viridiplantae, Streptophyta, Magnoliopsida, Fagales, Fagaceae. The record is from RefSeq and is a predicted model, not a curated record. The coding region runs from base 200 to 2236 and encodes 678 amino acids. The transcript is spliced from 6 exons. Gene Ontology annotation, cellular component: plasma membrane.
UCUUCCUUACUUCUUCAUUCUUGCAAACCACUCCUCACUCUUAGACCAUUACCUCCCAAUUCAGUGAUUAUUGUACCUCAGAAUCAUAUGACCUUCAUUGUUCAUACUUGUUUGUGUUGUUAGAAAAUUCACGGGUCUCCUUCAUUUCGUUUGUCGCCCUUACUCUCAUGCUGUGCAAAGAAAAGAUUAAUAAACGACUAUGGAAGAAGGAAGGCAAUACAGAAUGAAUCCUGAAGUGUUCCGAGCUGCUUCCUCCGGUGAUUCAAGUUUCUUUGAAAAUUUGGAAGAAUCCAUGAGUAGUACCCUUCUCCAAGUGACAUUCGAGAAUAACACUGUUCUUCAUGUUGCUCUGCAAUUCAAAAAAUUUGAUGCUGCAAAAAACAUAGUCAAUUUAAGUCCAAGACUUGUGUAUGAAAAAAACUCCAAAGGCAAUACUCCGCUACAUGUUGCUGCGAUGGUAGGAGAUACUUCAUUGGUGACGCUCCUAAUAAAACAUGCCAAUGAGCUGGAUGUUGAAACAGGUGGACGACAGCUUCUGAGCAUGGCGAAUCUUGAUGGGGAUACUAUCUUGCACGUUGCUGUGCGAUAUGGUAACUUUGAGGUUGUGAGAGAACUAAUUAAUGAGAAUGAUCCAGCAGAACUGGCUAUGCAGGUAAACAAGGCUGGGGAAUCCGCACUGUUCCUCGUUGUGGAUAGUCAAGACUACGACAUCGCUACUCAUAUCCUAAGAAAUGCUCCAAACUGCUCCUACGCUGGAAGGCACGGCAUGAAUGUCUUACAUGCACUUGUCAUUCAUACUAGUAGUUAUAGUAACACCCGAGAUUUUCUCCCCAAAUAUCUAAAAUGUCGGGAACAAGAUGGACUGAAAGGAGGAGGACGUGUCCUUGUAGCUGUCAUAUGGGUCUUCCGUAAGCUAUUUUGCAAACCUCUUCCGGAAUUCCGUACGCGUCGUCCGGAAUUUAACAAUCACAUAGAGUUAGAGAGGGUGACGGAGGAUUUGACGAAGGAUUGGAGUCCAAUAUGGUAUUUCUAUAUCUUCUUAGGUUUUGUAAAAAAAGUGGUGGAAAAAUGGCCAUCUGCAAUUGAAGAAGGCGAUGACUCAGGAUGGACUCCUCUACACAUUGCCGCACAUUUGGGUAAUGAGAAAUUUGUCAAGCUGCUUUUGGAAAAUGGAAAUUCCCCUGCAUAUGUAAGGAACACAGAAGGUUUAUCCGCUCUUCACGUUGCGGCCAAGGAAGACCAGUAUAGUGUAAUCAAAGAACUCAUGGAAGCAUGUCCAGAUAUGUACGAAUUGUUGGACAACAAGGGUCAGAAUGCUCUUCAUGCUGCUGCAGAAAGUGGAGGAUGGGCUGCAUUUUUGUUUUUUCGGAAGAAGCCAGAGUUUGAGGGCCUCAUCAAUCAGCAGGACGAAGAAGGAAACACGCCUACAAAUUUAGCGGCCAUCAAUGGGCAUAUCUAUACGAAAUUUGAAUUGGGAGAAGGUAGACGUGUUGCUUUAAAUGCUACGAACAGGGAGGGGUUCACCACAAUGGACAAUAUUUUGUUAAGAAAGAAGUUAGGCUCCUGGCCAACGACCAAAGUGUGGAGUGAAGGCGCUCGACCAAGUCUGAGGGGAGUACUCUUAAAAAUGGGCAUUCGGAAAUUGGACCCUAGAAAGAAAUCAGAAAUGGCAGGCGAUGACAAGGACAAUGGCAAUGGCAAGGGAAUGUCCCAAUCAGAUUUUGAGAAGGGAGUGAGUAAGACCAAUAUGUUGGUGGCCACACUCAUUGCAACUGUGACCUUCACGGCAGCUUUCACGGUGCCUGGUGGAUUUAAUCAAAACGGAAAAGUGGGUGAGGGCUUGGCAGUAUUACGCAAUAAACUUGCUUUCCGUGUAUUUCUGAUUGCUAAUACCUUAGCUUUUGGUCUUUCCACCACCUCUCUAUUGGUCCAAUUUAUGGCUUCAAUAUUAUUGACUAAUGAAGUCUCCUUUCACGGACAAAUGGGGAGACGCGCCCCUCUUUUCACAAGUUGGUCUAUUGGAGCAUUACUGGUAACUUUUACUGCAGGCACCUAUACAGUAGUGCCACAAUCUUUUGGGACUACUGCAGCUGUUAUUCUUUCUUGUUGCUUCCUAUAUUGCAUAUUUUUACCUUUAUCAAUAAAAACUGGAAAUGAAAAGUCUUUAAUAAGAAAAGUUGUGUCUCGGUGGUUCCGAAGGUUUAUUUUAUUUUUUUUGUAUAAGUGUUGUUCGUAAGUUGACCUGGCUUUGAAAGCUGUUUGCUUGCUAAGCCCAAGCUGAUCUGGGAUGAUUUCAUUGAUUGGGGGCCUUCAGAGUUCAGAAUUUGAAAGGAAAAAGGCUUUAAAAGCUAUGUUUCGUAAGUUGGUAUGGGCACAUUUGGAGUUAAGUGGAAUUCUGUCAGUAUGAGGAACGAAAGCAUGCAUUAUCAUGAACAUUAUAUGGGAGGCUUCUUGUGUUUAGGCUUGUACCAAAGACUUUGUUAGGUGUG